UAUGAGGAUGCUUAAAAAUGUCGACUGAUAGCAAAGUAUCGCAUGCAGCGGGUGGAAUGGGAUUCACUUACUUCCUUAAAAGCAUCCUGAGCAGGUUUCAACGUACGACGAAAAUGCCGUUCACAUCCGUAUUUCAACCAAUUCAAGGCAGUCAGAUUCACGUUCUUUAUUAAACCAGUAUCACACAUGCAGCCGUGCACACAAGUUUGUUCAGCGAAUCAUAGGAUUUUAUGACUAACCUGAACAAACUAUAUACAGUCGGUUCCCGAUAUACGCGGUUUUUGCGUUCCUGAACAACUCCAAUUUGCGCGUAUGUCAAAUAUCACGGUUUUCAGCCAAAAUACGUAUAAUUAAACUUUUUUUUAAUUUAAAAUAGUGCUAUUACACACUUUACCAUCCAUUUAAUACGAUUCGUGCGGAACUACCUCCUAUUUCUGGUUUUUAAGCGGUUUAAAAAUGUUUGCAUAAACGCAUUUUUUUCUGCAUUUGACGAUGCGUGAAACAAAUUGUACUAAUUUCACAUAUGAUCUGUCAAAUUUAGAAAACCACGUAACUCUGAAUCUAAAUUGUUGGUUUUGAGUUCCAUUGAGUUUUAGUCAAAUUUAGCAGAAAAAUCAAGUACCGCUAAUAGAAGAAUACUAUGCUUUGAACCCAAAACAGACAUAAUGGAACACAGUGCAUUGAAAGACUGUACCACGGAACCGACCCAGUUUCUUUAGCACGCACAGCAUUUGGAAACAUCGAGUAAUCAGCCAGACAUGGAUUAAACCUGUACAUUCAUUUCGUUGCAAAGCUACAAAAAAUUAAUGUUAAAUAGCGAUACAUUUUAACCAAGUUCAGCACACAGUAGGUAGUGCGUAAUUAAUUUAAACACGAAAUCGAAUGUACUGUCGCAGUAAAGCCAAGAUGAUAGCGUAUGUACAUCAAAUAAGAAGGUCAUCGUAUUAAUUUGCUAUAACCUUAGCCCAAGGUACUAGGAGAAAAGAGGAGUGCAGAAAAAAACGAAAAACGAAAAAAUGAAGAGAAAGGAAAAACCUAUCCCAAUUUUGGUUGUCCCAAAACCUCUCCACAUUUCGUGUGGAGCAAAUUUUGAAACAGUUAUAAUCUCCAUUGUAGUUCCCAUUCUAGGUCUUACGUCACUGAAACAUACUGAUCAGCCGUUAACUCACGGAACUAGUUUCAUAUCAUUGCUCACGAGAAUUCCUUCAACUAAGAUGCUGAAAAUAUCGCCACUACCGCCACCAAGAACUUCUUUUUUGUUCUUUAUUUGGUUAUUUGCAUAAAGCUUACUAUCUCCACGAGGGCCCUACACCUUUUCUGGUGACCAGUUUGUAGGCCGGUUUUACGUGCAUGCAUUGUAAAGCUAACAGGUUUUCAGGGCAACCUAAGAGGGUGAACGACAUAUCAGAAACAUGCCGAAAUAAGCUUCGAUAGAUCCAUCCAAAGAAUUUAGGCCCUUUCUGAAAUUAAUAGUCAAACACACACAAACACGUUCCGGCACGUGGAGUUCUAAACAUUUCAUUCUGGCUUAUUCAUAGUAUCUUCACAAGCUUUUACAUCUGCGUCAGCGUUUUGGUUCAAUAUUUGCCAGCAGAUAUCAGAUCCCUCAUUGGCAGACAUUAGCCAUCGAGAGCGUAACACCAAGCAUUAGUGAGAGUUCAGAACGCGACCAGUCCGGACGUGCACGGUCCUAGUGACCACGCGGUGUGAUAUUAUAAUUAGUGUCGGUUAGACCAUCCACGUGAAGGCUUCAUAAUUUUGGCGCCGAAUAGGUCAAUUUCAUUUGUAACUAUCCAUAUGAUUCAAAGCUUCAUUGGAAUGCUGCGUGGACUAACGUUUUGGUGCGUGAUAGUGUUGUUCAUCUGUAGGUGGCAAACAUCUAUGGCUCAGUUACCUGGAGUACAAAGUAUCAUACAAUUCUACCGGGACGGCGAUGAACGUUUGAAGUAUGAAAAGCCCGAUCAGCGACCCUUGCUGCCCGAGUACGAUUUCAUCAUUGUUGGUGGUGGAUCUGCCGGCUGUGUUUUGGCAAACCGACUCACAGAAAUAUCCCAUUGGUCGGUGCUGCUGAUCGAAGCUGGGCCGCGCGAGAACCUUUUGAUGGAUAUACCAAUGUUUGCACAUUACCUACAGACAUACAGCACCGUAAAUUGGGACUAUCGUACGAAGCCAAGCAAUCAGUGCUGUUUGGCGUUUAAGAACAAUCAAUGCCGCCUUCCUCGGGGCAAAGUGAUGGGCGGCUCAAGCGUUCUUAACUACAUGAUCUACACCCGCGGUAAUCGCCGAGACUAUGAUGCGUGGGCAGAAAAAGGAAAUGCUGGCUGGUCCUUCAAUGAUGUGCUGCCGUACUUCCAAAAGCUUGAGAAAAAUAUCGUUCCUGACUCUCACUCUAUGUACGCUGGUCGCAAUGGCCCCGUCACGAUAUCAUAUCCCAGCUAUCGCACCAGCGUGGCUCGUGCGUUUGUGAAAGCAAACAUGGAAUUAGGCCUGCCCUACGUUGACUAUAACGGACCCAGCCAGAUCGGAACAUCCUUUAUUCAAAGCACCACGAAGAAUGGCCAGCGUGUAUCCUCCAACAACGCCUAUCUUUACCCGAUACGAAACCGAACCAAUUUGCAUAUUAUUCGAAACGCUCACGUCACAAAAAUUUUGCUCAAUCGUGAUACGAAGAGGGCCACAGGUGUUCAGUUCUAUGCAAACCAUCGCUAUCAAAAGGUUCGUGCUCGUCGUGAAGUGAUUGUUUCCGCUGGGGCUAUAGGUUCGCCACACCUGCUCAUGCUGUCCGGUAUCGGCCCGGCCAAGCAUCUACGCCUGAAAGGUAUACAGCCCUUGGCAAAUCUUGCCGUCGGGUUCAACUUUCAAGAUCAUGUGGCGGGUGGAGCAUUAACGUUUCUCAUCAAUCACACGGAAACGCUCUCUUCGAAACGUAUUUUUACGCUGGAAAAAUUCAUGGAAUACGAACACCAACACACAGGUAUGAUGGCGUCUACUGGAGCGUGUGAGGCGAUCAGUUUUCACGACACAACUCAACCACCCAAUCGAGCCAACGAAGCUGGUUGGCCCGAUCUGGAACUGCUAUUGAUCGGAGGGACGCAAGCGGCCGAUCGUAUUUACGAAUCCAACUUUAACUACAAACCGGAAACUUUUAAUGCCCUGUUCGGUGAUAUUGAGCGACGCGGACUGGAGGGAUACACAGUAUUCCCGAUGAUUUUACGACCCCGCAGCAAGGGUCGAAUACGUUUGGCCAGUGCUGAUCCCUUUGAGCAUCCGAUUAUUCAACCUAACUACCUCGGAGAUCCGUAUGACUUGGAGGUUUCGGUGCGUGGGAUUCGUAAGGCGAUCGAGCUAACGAAAACUAACACGCUCAAAAGUUUCGAUGCCCGGUUGCUCGACAUUCCGAUACCGGGGUGUGAGCAGCACAGAUUUGACACCGACGAUUACUGGAAGUGCUUUACGCGACACGUGACGUACACGAUCUACCACCACGUGGGUACGUGUAAGAUGGGCCCGGCAAGUGAUAGGCUGGCGGUGGUAGAUCCCCGUCUGCGCGUGCACGGUGUGAAGGGAUUACGGGUGAUCGAUGCUAGCAUUAUGCCGGAUAUUCCGGCAGCUCAUACCAACGGACCAACGAUCAUGAUUGCUGAAAAGGGCGCCGAUAUGAUAAAAGAAGACUGGAGUAUAAGGGUAACCUAGUGAAUGGUUAAGAAUUGUUGUUUGAUAUGUCAGCAGUUAAUUUAUCACAAUAUAAGUCAUGCUUCAAACCAAAAUCAUCCAUUUUAUUAUUAUGAAUUUUUAUUUAAGAUAUCACAUUAACUGAUCGUAAUUACCUAUUUUUUUUAUAAUAUUUUAGUUACAAUACUGUUUCACUCUAUUGACGUCAAUUAUGUACGACAUCAUUACCGCUUUAGUGUGUUGUUAUUUUUAACCAAAACAGGAAACCCAACAAAUUGAGCCCUACAGCUUGUCAAUCAUGCAUCGUAUUCUGUUUCAACUUGGCAAUCGAUGAAUCACACAAGCACGAGCAUUUAAUUAAUGAUAUGAUCCACACAACCUCACAAGGAUGCUAAUUUUAUGCAUAUCAUUGAGAUCAAAACAAACAAAUUUCAUAAUGUUUAGAAAUUCUCUUGCUCAAACCUCGUAACACAUUAUAUCUUCCAUUCGAGCGUAAUAUUAUAUUUAUUGCAAAAUAAGCCCCAAACGGACAUACAAGAAUAACCUGAAGUGGAACAGUGGAACACGUCAGUGCAGGGUUUAACUUAUGUUUACUCUUUUUUACCAUUCCACCAAUCGUUGCUGCUCUAGAAUACACUCGACAUGUCAUCGUUCAUUAAACAACCCUUGGCACACAUAAAGCAGCAGUACGAUAAAAACAAAGAUAUCCCUUACUUUCGAGGACAAAAGAACGCAUGACAAAAAAGACACGAAUGAAAAAAUAUUUUAAAUGUUUUCUUUGCGCGAUUAAACCAGAAAGAAGAGAAAGUAUGGUCAAAGGCUAACUCAUUUGACACUUCCAACUUCAUUAAUAUGUGGCGAUGAUUCACUAACACAGUACUAGUUAUCAUUUCAAAUUUCCCGCGCCAUCAGAUUUCCAAGUUCUACCAAUGAAAAGCUCUCCACUGUAUGUUUACCACAGAACAUGGUUAAGCACUACAGCUGCCCACCCUGCAAGGAAAGCUGGAUCCACGCCAGUCAAGUUCAAGUUUACUGCAAGUGUUCAAGUGUGAGUAAGU
Messenger RNA from Anopheles gambiae (African malaria mosquito), 4730 nucleotides. Its product is annotated as glucose dehydrogenase [FAD, quinone]. The transcript has a single exon. Gene Ontology annotation, molecular function: flavin adenine dinucleotide binding; oxidoreductase activity, acting on CH-OH group of donors. Bases 1798 to 3693 code for a protein of 631 amino acids. Lineage: Eukaryota; Metazoa; Arthropoda; Insecta; Diptera; Culicidae. The record is from RefSeq and is a predicted model, not a curated record.